Molecule: messenger RNA, 6000 nt
Organism: Porites lobata
Lineage: Eukaryota; Metazoa; Cnidaria; Anthozoa; Scleractinia; Poritidae
Source: the annotation of a GenBank genome assembly
AUGGAAUAUACUCCACAACAGUUAAACUAUUUUAGAAUAUGUUAUAUCGCCUUCAACUUGGUCCCCGAAGGACUUCGGAAAGUUUUCAAACAAGAGUGGAAUUUCCUUUACAUGACAACCCCAUUUGGGGAAUGGAAAGACAUUCCACAAAAUGGCAGCGAUUUCUACAACAACGAAACGGGGAAAAGUCGCAAAAAGAAUGCUCGAUAUUUUGCGACAAUACAAAAGGGAAACACAGCAGAGUGGGACUGCAGUUGUCUACUUUUUGCGAUAUUGUUCUCGGAUAGUAUUGGCACCACUCUGAGUUCGACGAUCAGAAAAGAGGUGGACGUUCUUCGACAGGUGCGAAACGACAUCGCUCACAUAAACGAGGUUGAACUUACUGAUGCUGAAUUCCAAAAUUAUGUAGCAAGAAUGAUAGCUGCAUUCACAUCUUUGAACCUCUCAACUGAUGAAAUCGAGGAUGUUAAAAACCAGAGCAGCUUUCCCACAGCAGAAGUAAAAAGCUUAAAGUUAAAGGCUGAUGGACUUAAAGCUGAUUUAAAAGCGAAAAAUGAAGAAGUUAAAAAUCUAAACUCCGACUUACAAUUGACCCAAGACACAUUACAGACCAAGCAGGAAGAAGUAGAAACCCUCACUCAGGAAAUCAAUUCCAAAGUCGAGUCUUUCUGUAGUCUUACAUUCAAGCCACCGCACCAAAUCAUCAGACGUUCCAACGAUGUCACAAGAAUCAAGAUCAAGCUGGAGGAACUUUAUAAUGAAAGCAAAGGAGCUAUCAGCACCAUUUAUUUAUCAGGAAUUCCGGGCUGUGGCAAAAGUCAAUUUGCUCGUCAAGUGGGACAGGAAGUGUACGACAAAAGUUUGCGAGAAGACGAAGGUCUAACUUUUGUUUCAACUCUGAAUGCAGAAACCCUUGACUCACUUGCCGACUCCUAUUUCAAUCUAGCUAAACAACUGGGAGUUACGGAAUACGCUCUGACCAACCUGGCAACCUCCACGAAGGUCGACUCAAGUGAAAAAAUUCAACAUUUGAUGCGUUUUAUUUCUCCAAAGGUGAAACAAUUUUCUGCCUGGCUGAUUAUUGUAGAUAAUGUUGUUGACCUAUCCAUGGUUCGUAGUUAUCUGCCUCCAACCGCCAGUGAAGAGUGGGGUCAUGGUCAAAUGAUAGUAACCACUCAAGAUACCCAGUCCAUACCCUUCAAUUCUCCUUAUACUUACCAUGAGUCUCUCAGUAAAGGAAUGCACCCAGAUGAUGCAGUAGACCUUUUAAGGGAAGUGUCCCAAAUUUCGAAUCAACAACAAGCUGAGGAGGUUGCUGAAGUUCUCGAGUAUCAGCCACUUGCCUUGGCAGCUGCUGCAGUCUACGUGCAAACAAUUGUCAGCUAUGGUACCCCUAAUUAUGGUUGGACAAAAUACCUGGAAACAUUGAAUAGCGAGGAACGCGAAGCCAGAGAAGAGCUUUUCGCGAAAAAAAACAGAGCAUAUCCCAAAACAACGGCUACUGCAAUCAGAAUGGCAAUAACUCGAGCUUUGGAAAGCGACAAAGUUCUUUUUGAAGUAUUUUGUUUGUUUUCGCUGUGCGCAUUUGAUUCUCUACCUAUUGAGGCUGCAGUUGACUUUGUUAAAUUUCGUAACAAACAACAAAAAGAAGAAUUUAUCAGAGCUAAAAUUCUGGAAUCCACCAUGAUAACUUGCUUGUAUGAUGUUGACGGAACACCCACUUACUUAAGAGUACAUAACGUUGUUCAUGAAGUGCUUAAGUCCACUGUAACAUCACUCCUGAACCGCACACAUAAAGCUGAGUACUUUUCUGUCGCUGUUAAGAUUUUCAGUUCAUUAAUUGAAGACAACAAGAAGCUACUACUUGCAAGUGAGAGUACGUGCAUCAAGUUAAGACUAACUACCAGACAUUGUAAAGCGUUAUAUCAACAUUUCAAGACCAAUUUUACCGACACAGAAUUAACAAAUAAUGAAUUAUUCCGCUCCAUAGCACCUAGAAAUUUAAUAUCCUGGCUUUCCUCAACUGCUGAAGUCAGUCGCGACUUAAGUAAUAUAUCGGACGCUCACCUCUUUUGUACAUUAUGCUCUGAUUUUGUAAAUUAUCUUGAUGACGACCUAACAGAUAAGCUGGAAAAGGCGAAUUAUUUUCAAGUGCAAGGCCUUGUUUCCAAGGAUCUUCACCAGAUUAAUCAAGCUAAAGAAUACUAUGAGAAGUCUCUUGCCAUUAAAAAAGAGAUUUAUGGUGAACACCAUGGUGCCGUAGCGGCAAGUUACAACAACCUGGAAACUGUUUAUAGCGACCUUGGUCUGUACAAUCAGGCUAAAGAAUACCAGGAGAAGUCUCUUGCUAUUAGAAAAGAGAGUUACGGUGAACACCAUGAUGCCGUAGCGGCAAGUUACAACAACCUCGGAAAUGUUUACAGCGCCCUUGGUCAGUACAAUCAGGCUAAAGAAUACUAUGAGAAGUCUCUUGCCAUUAAAAAAGAGAUUUAUGGUGAACACCAUGGUGACGUAGCGACAAGUUACAACAACCUGGCAACUGUUUACAGUGACCUUUGUCAGCACAAUCAGGCUAUAGAAUACCAUGAGAAGUCUCUUGCCAUCCGAAAAGAGAUUUUAGGGGAACACCAUGCUGCCGUAGCGAGAAGUUACAACAACCUGGGAACUAUUUACAGUGACCUUAAUCAGCACAAUCAGGCUAAAGAAUACCAUAAGAAGUCUCUUGCCAUCAGGAAAGAGAUUUAUGGUGAAAACCAUGGUGGCGUAGCGACAAGUUACAACAACCUGGCAACUGUUUACAGUCAACUUAAUCAGCACAAUCAGGCUAAAGAAUACUAUGAGAAGUCUCUUGCCAUCAGAAAAGAGAUUUAUGGUGAACACCAUGGUCAGGUAGCGGCAAGUUAUAAUAACCUGGGAACUGUUUACAGUCACCUUGGUCAGUAUAAUCAGGCUAAAGAAUACUAUGAGCAGUCUCUUGCCAUUGGAAAAAAAAUUUAUGGUGAACACAGCAGUGACGUAGCGACAAGUUACAAGAACCUGGGAACUGUUUACAGUGACCUUGGUCAGUACAAUCAGGCCAUAGAAUGCCAUGAGAAGUCUCUUGCGAUCAGAAAAGAGAUUUAUGGUGAACACCACGGUGACGUAGCGGCAAACUACAACAACCUGGGAACUGUAUAUAGUGACCUUGGUCAGUACAAUCAUGCUAAAGAAUACCAUGAGAAGUCUCUUGCUAUUAAAAAAGAGAUUUAUGGUGAACACCACAGUGCCGUAGCGACAAGUUACAACAACCUGGGAACUGUUUACAGUGACCUUAAUCAGCACAAUCAGGCUAAAGAAUACCAUCAGAAAUCUCUUGCCAUCAGUAAAGAGAUUUAUGGUGAACACCAUGGUGCCGUAGCGAGAAGUUACAACAACCUGGGACUUGUUUACAGUCACCUUGGUCAGUAUAAUCAGGCUAAAGAAUACUAUGAGAAGUCUCUUGCCAUCAAUAAAGAGAUUUAUGGUGGACUCAAUGGUGACGUAGCGACAAGUUACAACAACCUGGCAACUGUUUACAGUGAACUUAAUCAGCACAAUCAGGCGAAAGAAUCCUAUGAGAAGUCUCUUGCCAUCAGAAAAGAGAUUUAUGGUGAACACCAUGGUCAGGUAGCGGCAAGUUACAACAACCUGGGAACUGUUUACAGUCACCUUGGUCAGUAUAAUCAGGCUAGACAAUACUAUCAGAAGUCUCUUGCCAUCAAUAAAGAGAUUUAUGGCGACCACAAUGGUGACGUAGCGACAAGUUACAACAACCUGGGAACUGUUUACAGUGACCUUGGUCAGUACAAUCAGGCUAAAAAAUACUUUGAGAAGUCUCUUGCCAUCAGAAAAGAGAUUUAUGGUGAACACCAUGGUGACGUAGCGACAAGUUACAAUCACCUGGGAACUGUUUACAGUGACCUUGGUCAGUACAAUCAGGCUAAGGAAUACUAUGAGAAGUCUCUUGGCAUCAGAAACGAGAUUUAUGGUGAACACCAUGACAACGUAGCGACAAGUUACAACAACCUGGGAACUGUUUACAGUGACCUUGGUCAGUACAAUGAGGCUAAAGAAUACUAUGAGAAGUCUCUUGCCAUCAGAAAAGAGAUUUAUGGUGAACACCAUGGUGACGUAGCGACAAGUUACAACAACCUGGGAACCGUUUACAGUCACCUUGGUCAGUACUAUCAAGCUAAAGAAUACCAUGAGAAGUCUCUUGCUAUUAAAAAAGAGAUUUAUGGUGAACACCACUGUGCCGUAGCGACAAGUUACAACAACCUGGGAACUGUUUACAGUGACCUUAAUCAGCACAAUCAGGCUAAAGAAUACCAUGAGAAGUCUCUAACCAUCAGUAAAGAGAUUUAUGGUGAACACCAUGGUAGCGUAGCGACAAGUUACAACAACCUGGGAACUGUUUACAGUGACCUUGGUCAGUAUAAUCAGGCUAAGGAAGACUAUGAGAAGUCUCUUGCCAUCAACAAAGAGAUUUAUGGUGAACACAAUGGCGACGUGGCGACAAGUUACAACAACCUGGCAACUGUUUACAGUGAGCUUAAUCAGCACAAGCAGGCUAAAAAAUACUAUGAGCAGUCUCUUGUAAUCAGAAAAGAGAUAUAUGGUGAACACCAUGGUCAGGUCGCGGCAAGUUACAACAGCCUGGGAACUGUUUACAGUGACCUUGGUCAGUAUAAUCAGGCUAAAGAAUACUAUGAGAAGUCUCUUGUCAUCAGAAAAGAGAUUUAUGGUGAACACCAUGGUCAGGUCGCGGCAAGUUACAACAGCCUGGGAACUGUUUACAGUGCCCUUGGUCAGUACAAUCAGGCUAAAGAAUACUACGAGAAGUCUCUUGCCAUCAGGAAGGAGAUUUAUGGUGAACACCAUGACAACGUAGCGACAAGUUACAACAACCUGGGAACUGUUUACAGUGACCUUGGUCAGUACAACCAGGCUAAAGAAUACUAUGAGAAGUCUCUUGCCAUCAGAAAAGAGAUUUAUGGUGAACACCAUGGUGACGUAGCGACAAGUUUCAACAACCUGGGAACCGUUUACAGUCACCUUGAUCAGUACAAUCAGGCUAAACAAUACUACGAGAAGUCUCUGGCCAUCAGAAAAGAGAUUUACGGUGAACACCAUGGUGACGUAGCGACAAGUUACAACCACCUGGGAACUGUUUACAGUGACUUUGGUCAGUACAAUCAAGCUAAAGAAUACUAUGAGAAGUCUCUUGCCAUCAGAAAAGAGAUUUAUGGUGAACACCAUGGUGACGUAGCGACAAGUUACAGCAACCUGGGAACUGUUUUCAGUCGCCUUGGUCAGUACAAUCAGGCUAAAGAAUACCAUGAGAAGUCUCUUGCCACUAGAAAAGAGAUUUAUGGUGAACAACAUUGUGCCGUAGCGAGAAGUUACAAUAACCUGGGAACUGUUUGCAGUGACCUUGGUCAGUACAAUGAGGCUAAAGAAUACUAUGAGAAGUCUCUUGCCAUCAGAAAAGAGAUUUAUGAUGAACACCAUGGUGACCUAGCGACAAGUUACAGCAACCUGGGAACUGUUUACAGUGACCUUGGUCAGUACAAUCAGGCUAAAGAAUACUAUGAGAAGUCUCUUGCUAUUAGAAAAGAGAAUUAUGGUGAGCACCAUGGUGCCGUACCGAGAAGUUACAACAACCUGGGAACUGUUUACGGUCACCUUGGUCAGUACAAUCGGGCUAAAAAAUACCAUGAGAAGUCUCUCGCCAUUAAAAAAAUUAUUUUCGGCGAGGAGCAUUUCUCUGUAGCGAAAAGUUACUUCAACCUUGGCAAUACCUAUUGCAGCGUUAAACAGUACCCUGUUUCUCAAGAAUGCUAUGAAAAGGCUCUGAACAUUUAUAAAACGUUGUAUGGCGAGCAGCAUGCUGCUGUGAAAAGAACUUUCAACAACUUAAGAUUCGUUAAAAGGAAACAAAGACAACUUAAUCAAACUCGUAACAAAUGUUGCAUUGUGUAA